UUUCUCUGCUUCUAUCCUGGAGGUUUCUCCCUGUUGCAACUUGUAAUAAACCAAAUAGAUUUUUGAUUGACUAUCUGCAACUGCUUUUCUCCUUUGUUCAAUUUAUUUUACAUCACCCCUCCCUCCUUUCAGGCAAACCUGAAUCUCAGUGAGAGAGUGAGAGAGUGAGAGAGUGAGAGAGGAAGGCCAUCCUGUCUGUAUCCCCAGGCUGAGCACUCACACGCAGAGGGAUGAUGAGGCUAGGCUGGGUUCGAGGGCUGGCCCCGUUGUUGGCCAUGGCUGCUGGAAUACUCUACAUCACAUCCAUUAAGCGGGAGGUUCAUUCUCAUGGGGAGAGACUGCAGGGGGCCCAUCAGAAUGAAUCGGCCAGGGGCCAAGACAUUCUCGAGAGGCUGGAGAAGAUGGAGGCUCACAUCGAGAAGCUGUUGAAUACAAUCCACGACGGGAGCAGUCUGAAAGAGGGGCAGGCUGUGAAGGCUCCCGAGGUCAAGAAGGAGAGGAAGGUGGUGAAGAAGGUGUACCCCAACUCAGCUCUGUUCACAAGCUGGGGUGGUGAGCUCUCAGAGGAGGAGCAGAAAGAGGCAGAGGGGCUGUUUCAGAUGUAUGGAUACAACGCCUUCCUGAGUGACAGACUACCCCUGAACAGGGAAAUCCCUGAUACUCGCGAUCCUAAGUGUGCUAAGCACCAGUAUCCCCAUGACCUGCCCACCAUCAGCGUGGUGUUGAUCUACUUGGACGAGGCCCUGUCAAUCAUCAAGAGAGCCGUCCGCAGCAUCAUAGACAAGACCCCCCGACACCUGCUUAAAGACAUUAUACUGGUGGAUGACCACAGCUCCAAUGAGGAUCUAAAGGAGAAGUUGGAUGCCUACAUUAGCUUCAUCCAUGAAGAGCGUCCCGGCCUGGUGAAGAGAGUGAGACACUCAGAGCAGCUCGGUCUCACACAGGCCCGCCUCUCAGGGUGGAGGGAAUCUACAGGAGAUGUGGUGGCCAUCUUGGAUGCCCACAUAGAGGUCCAUGUGGAAUGGGCGGAGCCUCUGUUAGCUCGGAUAAAGGAGGACCGCACGUUGGUGUUGACACCGGUGUUUGACAACGUCCAUUUCGAUGACUUGACAGUCACACGUUAUGGGCCUGCUGCAGAUGCCUUUGACUGGGCCCUGUGGUGUAUGUAUGAGUCCUUCAGACCUGAGUGGUAUGCCUUGAAAGACGAGUCACAGCCAGGAAAGAGCCCCUCCAUUAUGGGCAUACUAGUGGUUGAUCGCCUUUUCUUUGGGGAAAUUGGUGCUCUGGAUGGUGGUAUGAAGAUCUAUGGAGGGGAAAAUGUUGAACUGGGUAUCCGGGUGUGGCUAUGUGGUGGAAGUGUCGAGGUCAUACCUUGUUCUAAAAUAGCCCACAUCGAGAGGGCCCAUAAACCCUAUCUCCCCGACCUGAGCAUUACAAUGAAGAGGAAUGCUCUGAGAGUGGCUGAGGUCUGGAUGGAUGACUACAAACAUAAUGUCAACAUUGCCUGGAACAUCCCACUGAAGGAUCAUGGCAUAGACAUUGGGGAUGUUUCAGAGAGGAAGAAGUUGAGAAAGAGACUGAACUGCAAACCCUUCCAGUGGUAUCUGGAUAACGUGUAUCCCAUGUUAGACCCCCUGGGUGACUUGCUUGGUUAUGGAGCUCUGGUCAAUGACCAGAAGACGGAUCUCUGUAUAGAUCAAGGCCCAGUUCCGGGGAACACACCUAUUUUAUAUGGAUGCCAUUAUUUUGGUCCACAGAACUGUUAUUAUCGAGCCAGUGGGGAGAUCUACAUUGGAGGCAUCAAGUCUCACAAGUACAACAGUAAUCGCUGUCUGGUGGACACCGGCACUCGAACCCCGGGACUGUAUGAGUGCAAGGUGGCCCAGCAGAAGAGAUUCCACAUGCUCUGGGAAUUUCAACAGGGAAAAGCCAUCCAGAACAGACAGACAAAGAGAUGUCUGGAGAUUGCCCCAGGGGAGGACACCUACUACCAGCUCAUCAUUCAGGAGUGUAGUGGGCAGCACUGGAACAUACAGAAUCUGAUUAAAGAUUUCUAAUACACUGAGAUAGUUAGGCCUACCAGAGACAAUACAAGUGGGAAGGUGGUAUUUACCACAUACGACUGGUAAAAGUCCACUUGAACGUCCCUCCAACUGGUAAUUACUAGUGGGAAACUCGUCUAUCAUCCCUGAGCUCCGACUUCUCCCACAUGCUGACCUCUGACAUCAUCUACUAAGGAAAUUACUUUUUUAACAGCAUUUUCAGCAGUUCAAUGCAUCAAAACAUUCUUUACAAAAAUCUAUCUAUAAAUAUGUUUUUGAACACUAUAAUUUAACAAACAUGAUAGCUGAACUCAUAGCUUAUGGUUGACAACUUGUUGGCCAUUAGCCAAUCGGCUUUUCUCAAAUAGUUCAAAGCACGUGAAUGCAUCCAACUAGUAUUUAUGAUUUCACAACUGGUAAUUACCACCUUCCCACUUUGUUAUGAACACAUCACUAUCAUCAUUCUUUGAAAAUACUAUCUUAGUCAGCAGUGAGAUGACUGUGAUCUUAGUGAGCUGUUGGUUGUAUACAGUGGCGACGCGUCAUUCAGGGCAGGUGUUUUGUGCCCCCCCCUGUUUAUCCAAAAAAUAUAACAUAUACACUACCAGUCAAAGUGUCACGGCUUCUAUGAGUAGUGGGUGGAGAAGUCAGGCGCAGAGAGCAGGAUAGUUCACAAGAUGUGGAUUUUUAUUUUCCAAAAACCCAGAGAGACGGUCACGCCACACACACAAGGGCGCGUAAAGACCCAGUCCAAACAACAGGAAGAAACUGACCGGAAAAAUAAAUACCACAAAAUAAUCACACACCAUAAACAGAAAAACAAGCCCGCACAAAAGCUGGCGGGCCUACUGGGUUUAAAUAGCACACAACCAAAACCUAAACACAAAACAGGUGCAACUAAUCAGACACAACUAAAUGAAACAGAAAAGAGUGGUAGCUAGUAGGCCGGCGACGACGACCACCGAGCGCCGCCCGAACAGGAAGAGGCACCAUCUUCGGCGGGAUUCAUGACACA
This is a messenger RNA of Oncorhynchus gorbuscha (pink salmon), 3057 nucleotides long. Its product is annotated as probable polypeptide N-acetylgalactosaminyltransferase 8. The transcript has 11 exons. The coding region runs from base 231 to 2057 and encodes 608 amino acids. Gene Ontology annotation, cellular component: Golgi apparatus. NCBI's taxonomy places the organism in Eukaryota, Metazoa, Chordata, Actinopteri, Salmoniformes, Salmonidae. The record is from RefSeq and is a predicted model, not a curated record.